AUGAUAGAUGAGCUAAAUCUUGCCAGCUUCCUUCUCGAUAGUGCUCUUGAAAGAUACUUGAAGGCUUGCUCGAACGUUCGGGAUUAUUACCUGAAAUGUGAAUCAUUUAGUGCAGUACCAAGCGUACUUUCACAGCGUGUAGCCUCCGAAGCCUCGAUAGUCAGUGGGCUCGGACACAAAUUGCAAGCGGCCAGAGCGACGAUAAACUGGGCAAGAAACUGCUCAAACCAUCUGGUGCCUGUGAACGCACUUCCUCCGGAGUUACUCUCCAACAUCUUUCAAUAUGCUCUUGGCCCGGACAAUAUAGGGAAUAUGCAUCGUCACCCGCGUCUGAAUCGAGCCAAUAAUACCCGAAAUACAAUUUCUUCCGAGGUACUUUCUCAUGUCUGCACUUAUUGGCGCAAAGUAGCCCUCAGUUCGCCCCAUCUCUGGACGCGAAUCGAUUUAUCGCCUUGUCGAGCGGUUAGCGCUAGUCUUCUUCCUCGCUCUGAAAGCUUUGCCGUACGGGCAGGUGGUAUGCCAUUGGAUAUCUACAUUACUGAUCCUAUUGGUGAUUGGCCCUCUAGCGCUUCUUUGGACCAUUUUGUCAAAGCUGUUGCACCGCACAUACGAUCCUUGGACCUACGAAUCUACCAAACCAUCCGAACAGAUACAUAUCGCAAUACCCUUUCUGCUUGUUUAACAUACUGUGUUCCAGGAACUUUUACCACGUUGACUACUACACGGGAGCCCGAUAGUCUUGCUUCUACUUUUGUAUUCUUCGAUAUGCCUGAUUCGGACAUGCCCGAGCAUGGUGUGGGAUUUUACCAGCAGAUGUAUACGGUUGCCAGCGAAGCGGUCCUGCUUUCCAUCAAGAAAAUGUGCUUGCAUGCAUUCUAUCCUUUCUGGACAAGCAAGGCGUAUUAUGGACUUGUUGAACUUCGUCUCACCCCACGUACAUCAGCGGUCAGCAUCUCCGAAUUCCACCUUAGGGGAAUCCUACAGGCCAGCCCUGAUCUACGUGUUCUUGAAUUCGCCCUCGAAAUUGUCCAUUCAGUUCCCGAAGGUUCGCUUGCGCCCAUCCGGCUCAACUACUUAGAGGUCCUAAAUCUUCGCUUGAUGAAGCAUAUAUUCGUUCCAGCAUUUCUUGGAAUGAUCGCUCCCGGGUCGUGCCCGCUCCAGCUUUCUCUCUCCAGUGCACCUAACGAAGACAUACCCCGUUUGCCACUACAAACAUCGAGUGCUAUUUAUGUCUUCUUUGCGCAUACAAAUGUAGCGCUGCUUCACGCGAAUGACUUCGAUAAAGACGAACUUGUUGGUAUUCUCAAGCUAUGCCCAGGCCUUCAGACUCUCUCCUGGGACGGAUAUAACGCUUCGUCUGAACCAGAAUCGGAUGAAUUGAUUUCUCAUUCAAAGUUACAAAACUUGUAUAUGGUACAAUGCGAGGUGGAGCUCGAUGUGUUUCCCCGCUGGAUCGACCUACCAGCUCUCGAGAACCUGAUAUUUUAUCGUUGCGCCUUCUAUCAAGACGGCGAAUCCGAAGACCGCAUAGACGAGAGAGACGUCAACAUCAACUUGCGAGGCGUUGAGCCCGCUAUCAGUUUCAUUGGGUUCAAUAUGCCGAGUCCUAUCGAGGAAUGGGAGCUCUUUGACUCUGAUUCAUAA
Messenger RNA from Rhizoctonia solani, 1644 nucleotides. RefSeq names its product F-box-like protein. The record is from RefSeq and is a predicted model, not a curated record. The transcript has a single exon. The coding region runs from base 1 to 1644 and encodes 547 amino acids. NCBI's taxonomy places the organism in Eukaryota, Fungi, Basidiomycota, Agaricomycetes, Cantharellales, Ceratobasidiaceae.